AUGCCUCGCGGAAACGACAACACCACAAAGGUCUUCUACCAAGGCAAGUCCGAUGACUUCGUCAUCUUUGUGGAUGACGUAAGCUCUGCUCAGAAAUGGCGACACGAUCGCACGGUCCCUCUUGCACAGGUCGUUUCUGGGUGGAAGGUGUUUGUGACACACAAACAAGGCGCACAAGGAAUCCUCGAUGGCGCCAGCAAAGCCAUGCUCGAGAACGAAUUCGGUACAACUAGGGAUGAGGACGUGGUGCAACAGAUUUUGGAAAAGGGCGAAAUCCAAGAAUCCACCAAUCGUGAACGUCAGGGUGAUCGUAAUGUGAUGAACGGCGGAAAUUUCGUGAAUACCUUCCAGGUCUAA
Molecule: messenger RNA, 357 nt
Organism: Talaromyces atroroseus
Lineage: Eukaryota; Fungi; Ascomycota; Eurotiomycetes; Eurotiales; Trichocomaceae
Exons: 3
Coding region: 1-357 (118 amino acids)
Source: RefSeq, a predicted model, not a curated record